Molecule: messenger RNA, 3395 nt
Organism: Aedes albopictus (Asian tiger mosquito)
Lineage: Eukaryota; Metazoa; Arthropoda; Insecta; Diptera; Culicidae
Gene: lin
Product: protein lines
Exons: 2
Coding region: 250-3087 (945 amino acids)
Source: RefSeq, a predicted model, not a curated record
UUGAUUUUUAUGCAGUCUUGCGACAACUUGCUCUUGCAUAUUUCAAUACAUACUAGAAGUGGACCAACAUUAAUUUUCUUCUUAUCCCAACUUUCAAUUACAGGCUUCAACAAUGCAUCAUGACACGACAGCAAUACUUCACCGACACACAAGGCGUAUGCUAACGUGUGACUGAGAAUCAAAUUCAACAGCGUCAGCACUCUCCCGCGCAGAGUGUACUCAUCAUUCCACAUCACAAAGCAACAUUCCAUGGUUCUCCAGAACGAGAAGGAACCGAAAAAGGGUCUUGGGCCCUUGCUACCACCACCACCACCUGGACCACCUCCGGCGUCGUCGGUACCACUCGUAACCGAUAGUGGCAGUGGGUCCAGUACGUCUUCGAACGUCGUCGUCACCGAUGUGGCCAUAAUGUCAACACCCUCCACCACAUCGUCGUCGUCGUCGUCUUCAUCAUCAGCUUCAUCAUCCAAUCGAAUCAACAAUGGCCAGCCGGUUAUCAAGCGUCAGCGGAUCGAGCAGGAAACGGAUGUCGUGGACAGUUGCAGCAGUAGUAGUGUCGCUUCUGCGCUGACCGUGGCCAGUUUGGUUAACUGUGCGGCCAGUUCCAGUGGGAAUUCGUCGAACGGUUCGUCGCUUGUUGCUUCGGCUUGCUCCAGCUCCACGUCGCUGUCGUCGUCACCUCCUACGGCAUCUUCGUCAUCGUCACCCUCGGCUUCAUCAUCGACGUCAUCUAUUGAUCGGGGUUUGGCUCCCAAGAUUCUGGACGUCAGCAACGGUAGCAGUAGUAGCAGUGCCAGCAGCGGCGUUGGGACGGAAGAAGAUGUCCUGCUCAAACAGGUACACGACUACCAGGCCCUGUUCCAGGGUGCCAUCGCGAAGCAGUGUCUGUGCGGGCUGGAGACCGAGGUGCUACUGAUGUCGUUCCAAUCGUACUACGUGUGCUCCUCCGGGGGAAACGGCGCCCGGGGGAUCCAUCGGCAGCGGCUGCCGAUGAUCGAGUGGCCGUUCGAGUACCUGCUGAAGUUCCUGUCCAAUGUGCAGCUGCUGUUCGAUACGUACUUGAGGCAGAACAUCAAGGGUCAUAUCUGUUCCGAGGUGAUGAAUCUGUGCAACUAUCUGGUACGGAUGGAGCACCUACACCCGCAUGCGGAGUUUGUCGGGAUGGACGUCGAUGAGAUUAUAGGGUUAUGCAAUUAUAAUAACAAGUUUAUUAAUUACCUGUCUGGGAGGAUACUGUCGUCGUUUUUAAUUAUAGUGAAAGACGAUCUGGACGAUCGAUGGCUGGAGAAGAUAGUGGCCAAUCUGUUCGACUUCAGUCAGCUGGACAUAUUAGCGGUUAAGAAAGUCAACUUUAGCUUGGAUGUUAUCCAGAGGAUAGUAGAGUGGAAGGAUGAAACGGAGCAUCCGUUGGAUGAGUUCAUUCAGGGACAGGAGGCCGCUGGUAGUGGCGGUGCGGGUCCUUCCAGUUCCAUGGGAUACCAACCUGCUCCUCCACCGCCUAUGGAGAGCAAUUACUUCGCGACACAUUAUGGUUCGCAGCAUUAUGGCAGCGAAUCCGGAACGAAUAGCAUUUUCAGCCCUCACCCGACGUCGUCUUCUGCGACAACUUCCUCGGUUCAUCCGGCCCCAGUGCAUCACAGUAGUCUAUUAAGUCAUCCCGCCAUCCUCCAUCAUCCGCUGGCGUCUUCCGGUGGUCAAGUCUGCCAUAUCGAAACCCUAACGGAUUCGGAGAGUUUCGAUACAACCCGAAUCAAAUGCGAAACGGUCAACAGGUUGGGCAAGAAGUGGCCCGCCCUGGUUGAGGUGGUCAGUCGGAUGAUCAAAGCCCUCUCUGGUUCGCAAUCGCAGAACCCCCAGAGCCUAACUGCAAUCGCUACCGAAACCUGCAUCCUAACGUUCCUUCGGCUAUGGGAGAGCAUCAUCAGUGUGAAGGCCAAUCUGUCCGUGGUCGAAACGCAACCGUUCCAUGCCCAGCUGGAUCAUUUCCAGCUGCUUCUGCUUUCUACCAAGAGCUCGGUCAUCUACAAGCAGAUGUUAACGCUGUUCAACGAAGCCCUGUGUUACGGAAGCACACUAGCGCUACAGGACUUCAUCCCCGAUGAGGUGGGUAGCUUGGCACACAAUGUGGUCCGCUGUGUCAAAGACCACCGGAUACUGGACAAAAUGCCGAAGUCGACCUAUACCAGUACGCUUGGAUUCAUCGGAUACAAAGGCGAAAACAUCCGAUAUCAUAACAAUCGGUUAUCUCCGGUUGCAAAACCGAAUGUAUCAACCGGAAGUGGUAGUGGUGCUGGAAGUAGCAGGAGUGAUGCCUGCGGAUACGACCGUACUUUAAUUCAGAAGAUGGCCCUGCUGGUGCUGAAGGCCGUUGCCGUCAUAGUUAAGGAAAUCCGCUGCGACUCCAGCGAUUCCAGCGUGGACAGCAGCGACUUUGAUAUGCAGGAGAUUCAAAUGAUCGAACGCAGCAUCCGGGACGUGGUCAAGAAGCUAGAAACUUUUCUGAAAAUCCAGCUCGAGUUUCAUCCGGAUAACCACUUCAGCAAGGUGCUAAUGCGCCUGUUCGACGACCAGGACGAUUACCUGGUGGAGGCCAUGGUAUGCACGCUGGACGUAACCUCCGGAAUCUCGUUCCGGAACAAUGCCUUCCCAGAGCUGAUUGCCAUCCUGGAUCCGGUGUACACCUUCAUCGAGUUCUCCAAUCUGGGUCCCAACAUCACCCACCUGUUCCUGGAUCUCCUGAUCAGCACGGAGACCUGCUUUCUGUUGUACCUGUUGCGCUUCCUGAAGUACAUCCGCCAAAAUUGGUCCAUGUUUACGCAGAGCUGCCUGACGUACGCGCAGCACAACCAUUACAGCAACACCAACAUCCAGCUGCAGCAGAGCAUCCGGAGUGCCACCGCCACCAACAUCGUGAUCAAUCCGAACAGCAACAACGUAAUUCUGGAUGACGUAAUGACGGUGCUGAUCAGCUUGCGGUUGCAGAUCAGCCGACAGGUGGCCGACGCCAUCUUCCCGUACAAUAUUGGGCCGAUACUGCGACUGAUCGAGAACUGCGAAAGUCUGUACGAGGGCAACGAGUUGAGCUGAAUAGUUGGGGGAAGAAAAGGUGAGUGCUCGCUUUCUAUUGGUGUGUACAUAUUUAAGUAAAGAAUGGGAAGGUUAUUUUAGAAAGGCGAAAAACGUACAAAAAAAUCGCGCUGGUUUUUUGGCAAAAGUGUAAAAAUACAAUACUGAGUGUAAAGCAAUACUUGCUUUAGCAGAUUCGAGGAAGUUUUAUUUAUGCGCUCCUAAUGGGGUUUUGUCAUUAAGUUAUAGAAGUGUCGAUUAUUUCGAAGCCGUAGAUAGAAUCAUAUACAUACUGUUACUAGAUUAUAACGAUUUUCUCGCGUAAUGUA